Molecule: messenger RNA, 5076 nt
Organism: Anguilla anguilla (European eel)
Lineage: Eukaryota; Metazoa; Chordata; Actinopteri; Anguilliformes; Anguillidae
Gene: mlh3
Product: mutL homolog 3 (E. coli)
Exons: 12
Coding region: 577-4665 (1362 amino acids)
Biological process (GO): mismatch repair
Cellular component (GO): mismatch repair complex
Molecular function (GO): ATP hydrolysis activity; ATP-dependent DNA damage sensor activity; ATP binding
Source: RefSeq, a predicted model, not a curated record
UCAGUGAGUCGUUUCUCUUACUCAUCCGGCAGGUGGCAGUACAAUCCCGUAGAUUUGUAAUAAUCCCGGAUAUGGAAAGGAAACGGUUGUAAACAGAACUCGCAAAUUGUCUUGGUUUUAGCUAGCUAAAUGAGCUCACGUUAACAACUGAUUAAGUAUGUAUUUAUGUAUUUCUGACAGCUAGUGAAUAACCUUAUUAUCCAGAGCUACAUGGGAAGCAUUAAUUUAGCUUUAGAUGUAGUUGGAUCAUUUAAACGUGGGCUAGUACAAGAUUUUAGGACGAUAUAUUUUAAUAAGAUGUUAGUCAGGUAACGUUAAUUUCUGCGUACAUUCUACUGGCUAACUACGUGAACAGGAUAUGAACUUUAUAUAAUCUAUGCGUUUAAAAAGACCGAUAGCUCGACAAUGUUAGCCAAGUUGCUAACCUCCAUGUUAGAGAAGUGCUAGUGAGCUAUCGAUAGCUAGUGUUAACUUACUAGCUAAUUACAUUAUGAUCUGCGUUAGUUUUCAUGUUGCCUUUUUCAAUAUUAUUUUUGUGUCAGGUUGCAUUAAAUCUGCUUUUUAUCUUGCCACACAAUGAUAAAAUGCUUAUCAAAGGAAGUCCAAGCCAGGCUUCGCUCUGGAAUAGCAAUAUUUUCAUUACAACAGUGUGUAGAAGAACUCGUUUUGAAUGGCAUAGAUGCUGGGGCAACAUGUAUUGCUGUAAGGCUGGAUAUGGAAGCAUUCAAAGUGCAGGUAAUAGACAAUGGCUCUGGGAUAGGCAGGGAAGAUAUGGAGCAUGUAGGAAAGAGGUACUUCACAAGCAAAUGCAGUUCCUUAGAAGACCUAGAGUGUCUUCGGUUUUAUGGAUUCAGAGGGGAAGCUGUUGCAAGCAUAGCCUCUCUUGCUACCCUGGUGGAAAUUGCCUCCAGGUCCAGACUGACAGGAAAAACCUUUGUGAAAAUCUUCAGAGAUGGGAAGGGCAUGGAUGUGUUUGAGUCUGAGAGCUGUCGCCCAUCCGCCGGGACAACUGUGGUGAUAUGCAACUUUUUUCACAACAUGCCAGUGAGAAGAAAGAGGGUGGAUGUGGUGCUGGAAUGUGAGCGCAUCAGGCAGAGGGUGGAGGCCGUUUCACUUGUGCACCCUUCCAUCUCCUUCACCCUGAAGAAUGACUGUACCGGAGCCAUGGUGGUUCAGCUUCCCAAGGCCAAGAGCACCUACUUCAGGUUUGUCCAGAUCCAUGGGAUGGCAAGGGCACAGAAGCUGUCAGAAAUUAGUCUCAAGCACAGCCAGUUUGAAAUGAGCGGCUACAUUGGGCGUGAGGGACACUACAACAACAGUCUACAGUUCCUGUUUGUGAAUGGCAGACUUGUCCUGAAGACUCGCAUCCACAAACUGCUGAACUUUCUCCUGAAGAAAAUAAAUGCUUCGGGCAGGCAAAAUGGAAACCAGGGUGGGUCCCCCGCGAUGGGGAGUCCUAAGCAACGAGCAGGGGCUGAGGUGCACGGUAUGUACAUUAUUAAUAUUAAGUGCCAUUACUCUGAGUAUGACAUAUGCCUGGAGCCAGCUAAGACCCUUAUUGAGUUUAAAGACUGGGACAGUGUGCUGUCAUGCGUGGAGGAGGGGGUCAAAGAGUUCCUUACCAGAGAGAACUUGGUGGCUGAAAUCUCUCCUGAGGAUGUCUGCAGUUACGUCCAUGAUAAUUAUUUUACUGAACCGAUGACCAGCACUAUUAAUGAAGACAAUGCAGCUGUGCAUGCUAUUGCACCCACACUCAGUAUUACUGAGGAAUUAUACAAUGGGAAUAAGCUGAUGUCUAAAGCUGUUCACAGGAUGCUUGAACAGGAUUCAGAUAAGGCAAAAAGUGUCCACGUAGAUGAGGAAGGCAAUACCAUGGCUGAAGAGGAAAAGAAGCUGAGAGUAACUGAGAUUCCAAGAGACCGAGAACUAACAGUGGAACAUGUCUCCCUGGAAGUAGCAAGCAUAUCCGAUUCAUUUGAUUCAGAGAUCAGUGAAAGGGCAAUUAAUUGUGAUUUGGUUGCAGGGACAAGUUCACAGAAAUCUGAGUCCCUGAAAUGCAUUAUAGAUGACAUGGUGAGCAAUCAUAAUGUACAACUAGAAAAUGCUGUAGGUACCACUGAUUUGGGAUGUAGUGAAAUACAAUGUUGUGCAAACACAAAAACUGUGAUAAGGGGUGAACAGCAGAGCAGGAGCCCAAAAAAGUGUGAAGAAAAAGUAGAUGACAUAGGGGUGUGGCACUCAAAAACACAUGAGAGAAAAAUGAAUGAAUGUUGCAGUGUAGGGAAGCUGCAAAACACCAGUUUGGAAAAGCAGAGGGGUGAGGCAAGUGACUCAGGGAGGACAGCACUGCGGUUUGGCUCGGUAGGAUUCAUCAAACACUUGGUACCUCCGCUGCAAAAUGCAGAUGUACCAAAAACCAGUGUACCAGGUACGGUAUGUUCCCUAGGCCCAGUUUCAGCUCAGGAUCUGCUGCCACUCAAGGAGUGCCACUUCAGAGAUUAUGGGAGUUCAACUUUAGGGAUGGUACCUUCAAGUCACUCCAAAAGUCUGUCAACUCAUAAAAGAGACAUUUACCAAACCAGUGUGAGUUCAGCUUUUGAAGCUCAGGAAAAUCCGCUUUUGGCACCAAAGAGAAAGCUUUCAUUGUCAGUUGAGUCCUCGGUCAUCACAUCAAAGGCCUCCAGGAUCAAGCCUUGUCCAAAACUGGCUUUGUCAGUGCAGACUGGAUCUCUUGACAGGUUCAGAAGAAUGCAUGGAAAGCAGACAGGAGCUCAAUGUCAUCCUCUAGAAACUGCAGGAUGUAAAACAUCACUUGAUGCCAUAUCAUCCCAGACAGAAUGUACCUUUGUUAAUGCUGAGAAGCUUUCACUCUGUCAGUAUGAGAAAAGGGAUACAAGUGAGACUUUGAAAACAUACUCUUUACAGCCAAGCGAUUGCUGUGUAACUCUCUCAGAGUACACUAGACUGAAGCCUUUUACUGCUCAGACCAGAAGCAGCAAAGGGUCCCUGGCGUCCAAGCUCUCACACUUGAAAGAGAAUCGGGUGAAGGAUAAGAGAAGUGCACUGGAAAGGCCUCUGGGGGAAGCUUCAGAUUUUUUCAGCUCACUCAAUUCUGCCUUGACAGACACGCUCAUGCAAGAUAGUUUCAAUACAGAAGAGCAGACUUGCACUCCCCUGUGUUCAGCUGACGAUGUCGCCCUUGACAUGAACGCUAACUAUCAGCAAUCUCAGAUGGAGCUGCACUGUGAUAAAAGUGACAGCACAAAGUCUGCAGAGUUCUGCAAAAAUGCAUUCACCACUACCCCAAAUGUGCCCACUCCUGUGCUCUCUGUUGGAGACUCUAUUGCUGACUCAGUGCAAAUGGCAACCAACCAUUAUCCAGAUGUGUGUUCAAAUGAAGUGGUAAACUCUUUUGAGAAAGAUGGACCUCUUUGCACUGAUACUACCCCGGAAGAAAACGAGCAAAGUGAAACCAGUGAUUGGCUGGAGCUUUUUGAUGAUUCCAUUGGGAAGCUGGUCUACAUUAACAAAAGGACAGGACUCAGUAAAUAUGAAGCGCCUGUUGUGGAAGAGACCCAGGUUCCAUGUACCACAGAUGUCACCACCAUGUCAAUUAGUGUCAUCUCUAGAAAAGGGUUUGAGUACACAUGCUACCCAUUUCAGUCAGAGCUAGUGCUGCCGUUCCUGCCUAGGUCAAGAGCAGAGAGAGUACUUAGUUCAGGGCUUGUCCAUACAGAUGCUACAGAGGCUUCCAACUCACUUUCCUCCAUGUUCUCUGAGUGGUCCAACCCAGUGUUUGUUCGACCUCCAGAGGUGGCUGUGGAUGUGACCAGUGGACAGGCAGAAGGCCUGGCAGUGAAGAUCCACAACAUUCUCUUCCCUUACCGCUUCACCAAAGACAUGAUCCACUCCAUGAAGGUGGUCCAUCAAGUGGAUAAGAAGUUUCUUGCAUGUCUGAUUAACACGAGAGACAUGGAUGCAGAGAGUGGUGAUUCUGAAGGAAACUUGCUGGUGUUGGUGGAUCAGCAUGCUGCUCAUGAGAGGGUUCGGCUGGAGAACCUUAUUACAGAAUCAUAUGAGGAAGACCCUGAGACACCUGGGCAGAAGCGCUUGUGUUCCUCCAGCGUGACUCCGCCCCUGGAGAUUGAGGUCACAGAGGAGGAGCUCAGGCUACUGAGGUCCUGUCAGCCUUUCCUGAGAGGCCUAGGACUGGAAAUAAGGUUUUCAGAGACAGGGGACCCUCAGUUGCUCGUGGGGAAGGUGCCGAUGUGUUUUGUGGAGAGAGAGGCCAAUGAGCUUCGCAGAGGGAGGCAUACUGCUACCAAGGCAAUUGUGGAGGAAUACAUUCGAGAACAGAUUGAGUUAUUACGGUCUACAGGCCGGGUGAGAGGGACACUGCCUCUAACUGUCCUGAAGGUCCUUGCUUCUCAGGCCUGUCACGGAGCAGUCAAGUUCAAUCACAGUCUGAGCAUGGAGGAAUGCUGCAGCCUCGUGGGCUCCCUCUCUGCCUGCCAGCUCCCAUUCCAGUGUGCCCACGGCCGGCCCUCUAUGGUCCCCCUGGCUGACCUGCUCCAUUUGGAUAACUAUCAGCAGGAAUCUCCCAAACCAAACCUCCGAAAACUCAGACGGAUGUAUCGAGCCUGGGAACUAUAUGGAAAGAAAUAGUUUUUUUUAACUGAUACAAUGUAAAAGGUGCAUUCCACAAACAUCUUGUGGAGUUUCCUCAAGUAUUUAUUUUUGAGUUGCCAUUUCAAUGCAGAUUAUCUAAUUUAUUCAUAUUACCCUUUCAUCACCCUUGUACACAAUGGACUGAGAGUAUGCAUUUAAAUAUUAUCGCAGGUUCACCUUAAUAUAAUUUCAUGUGUUUCUCACAUGUGUAUAUGCAUGUCUGUGUGUGUGUGUAUAAGGAGUUUUUACAAGACUGAUUCUAAAUUCUUGGUGCCAGUGAAUCACUUUUUCUGGGUUUGUUUUCCAGAGAACAACUCAAAGACCCUUUGAUGAAUGAAAUACUCAGAUGUAUGUAGCACUGAAAAAAGGACACAGAUGGUUGGAUUAAAUGCUGUUUUUUUAAAUUUA